This is a messenger RNA of Nicotiana tabacum (common tobacco), 1152 nucleotides long. NCBI's taxonomy places the organism in Eukaryota, Viridiplantae, Streptophyta, Magnoliopsida, Solanales, Solanaceae. The record is from RefSeq and is a predicted model, not a curated record.
CCGACAUGGAUGUCAUCGGCAUAUCUGGGAACUUUUGCUCGGACAAGAAGCCAGCAGCAGUUAACUGGAUUGAGGGGAGAGGAAAGUCUGUAGUUUGUGAGGCAAUUAUCACGGAAGAGGUGGUGAAGAAAGUUCUUAAAACUGAGGUUGCUGCUCUUGUGGAGCUGAACAUGCUUAAAAAUCUUACUGGCUCUGCGAUGGCUGGUGCACUUGGUGGUUUCAAUGCCCACGCCAGCAAUAUCGUCUCAGCUGUGUAUAUAGCAACUGGUCAGGACCCAGCUCAGAACAUAGAGAGCUCUCAUUGUAUCACUAUGAUGGAGGCUGUAAAUGAUGGCAAGGACCUCCAUGUUUCUGUUACAAUGCCUUCCAUUGAGGUUGGUACUGUUGGAGGUGGAACUCAGCUUGCUUCUCAGUCAGCUUGCUUGAACUUAUUGGGAGUGAAAGGUGCCAACAGAGAGGUACCAGGGUCAAAUGCAAGACUCUUGGCCACAAUAGUUGCUGGUUCUGUUCUUGCUGGGGAGUUAUCCCUCAUGUCAGCUAUCUCAGCUGGGCAGCUGGUUAAGAGCCACAUGAAAUACAACAGAUCUACCAAAGAUGUCACAAAGGCAUCCUCCUAAUGAGGGGAAGACAAUCCAAUUCCCCACCUUGUACUUGAAGCUGUACACAGGUGCUCCAACAAGUAGCUUCCACUUAAGAAUGAUCAAGAGUAGUAAUAAAUAAAAUUUACAAAGCAAAACCUAUAAUAGAAGUCAGAAGACAAAUAACGCCAACUUCUUAUUUUUGGUGAAGUCAUGUGAAGGUGGUAGGGUCUCUUUUCCUCAUAGUUAGGGUAAAGAAACCUGAAAAUGUAUUGUGAAGAUCCGCUGGGGGAAGUUAGCUGGGCUGUCUGUUGUCUCAGUGAUUCUUGAUGCCAUUUGUUAGCUGCCAACACUUGGUAUCUUUCAAUGUGCCAUAGGGGGAAUAUCCUUUUCAUUUCUGUUGUAUUGUUCUUUCGUUUGUCAAUUUGUCAUUUGUUUGUAAUUUCUGCUGGGGUUGUCUGGGUCUGAUCAGCAAGUGUGAUCUUGUAUAUGAAAAUAAAUUUCUUUUAUUCAAAUGAACUGUUGUGGCUCUGUUGAAGUGUUUGUUCAUGCACGGAUGCACCCAUUUACUUAA